UGUAAGGAAGUUUAGCGUGACAUUUACGGAAAGUGAAUUAGGCAAACGACUUUUGCAGGAAGUUUAAUAGUGCUGUUUAAUAGACCUCGGGAUUUGAUUUAUUAAUUUAAGUUUUGGACUUGAAACUAAAAGACUGAACAUGACGGUGUUCCGGAGAUUUGCUUUAGGAGUUUGUUCGUUUUCCCGAAGUCGUGCUCAACUAAACCGGGUCUUCUCAGCUCGUCAGUGCUCACAACCUGACCACAUUAGUGUUUCUGCCAAGAAUAAACUGUUCAUUCGAGGGUUUAGCGCUGUGUCAAACCCAGACGCUGCUGAAGUAGAUAUAAGUCGCCUGGAAGGUGAAGACCAGGGCAUUGUGGAAGUUCUAAUGUGUCGGGAACGGGCACGGAACUCUCUGGGUCGUGUGUUUGUGUCUCAGAUGCGAGAGUUGGUGUCAGGUCUGCAUCAUGACGCGGCUGUUCGUGUGGUGAUCUUUAGAAGUCUGGUGCCUGGAGUCUUUUGUGCAGGUGCUGAUCUAAAGGAGAGAGCACAGAUGGGCAAUUCUGAGGCUGAGCAGUUUGUUCUUGGACUUCGGUCACUAAUGAAUGAAAUAGCGGCAUUGCCCAUGCCAACUAUCGCUGCAGUGGACGGCUUUGCUCUAGGUGGUGGGCUAGAGCUGGCACUGGCGUGUGACCUCCGUACAGCGGCAUAUACUGCGCAGAUGGGUCUGAUCGAGACCACGCGGGGACUCCUUCCAGGGGCGGGAGGCAGUCAGCGUUUGCCACGGGCAGUGGGAUUUGCUGUGGCGAAGGAGCUGAUCUUUACUGGGCGGCGUGUUGGAGGGGAGCAGGCUGUACACCUGGGAUUAGUGAAUCGUGCCGUCCCACAAAACCAGAGCAGAGAUGCAGCUUAUAGAGAUGCUCUAAGCCUGGCCAAGGAAAUCCUCCCUCAGGCUCCGUUCGCAGUCAGGAUGGCCAAGGAAGCCAUGAACCGAGGAAUAGAGGUGGACAUCGCUUCAGGAAUGGCCAUCGAGGGCAUGUGCUAUGCUCGGGUUAUUCCAACACAAGACAGGCGAGAAGGAAUGGCAGCUUUUAUAGAGAAAAGGCAGCCCAGAUACACUGGAGAGUAAAGACACAUCUAGCACAGACAUUCGAAAGUGCUAUUUUGUAAUUCCAGCCUUAUUAGAUCAUUAUUUUUACUUCAUACUUUCGAAUAACAUAUACAUAUUGGCAAUAUACUGGUUUUUAAAGUUAGGAAUAAAAGAUUUGCAGUGUACUGUUCUAGGAAACCCAUCAACAGCAAGGUAGUGUGUUUAUGUGACUAUCAUAAUUAGUUUUCCAGGAAACCAAAGUGACUGACCUUGCAGCUAGGACAGUAUAAAAGAUUAAUCAAUUCCUUUUGAACAACAUAAAGAAUUAAAUGAGAUUUAAGUUAUUAACAAUGUUAUCUGAUUUUCAAUCAGGAUUUAGGAAAAAUCAUAGUACAACUACAGUCCCUUUAAAAGUAAUUAAUGAUAAUAUUGAAUCUUUGGACAACAUGCAACAUUGAGCAGCCCUGUGUAUUGACUUGUGUAAGGUUUUUGAUACUGUGGAUCAUGUAAUAAUCAAGCAAAUACUCAUUAAUACAG
This is a messenger RNA of Clarias gariepinus (North African catfish), 1606 nucleotides long. It is a transcript of the gene echdc2, whose product is annotated as enoyl CoA hydratase domain containing 2. Gene Ontology annotation, biological process: fatty acid beta-oxidation. Gene Ontology annotation, cellular component: mitochondrion. The coding region runs from base 140 to 1108 and encodes 322 amino acids. The transcript is spliced from 9 exons. Lineage: Eukaryota; Metazoa; Chordata; Actinopteri; Siluriformes; Clariidae. Gene Ontology annotation, molecular function: enoyl-CoA hydratase activity. The record is from RefSeq and is a predicted model, not a curated record.